AUGGCAAAUAUAAAUAUAAAAGAGUUCAACACGAUAAAGGAAGGAAAGGCGGUGGUCUUGACCCCAAAAGAAGACAAGGUUUUUUAUAAUCCUAUCCAACAAUUCAAUAGAGAUUUGUCUGUCAUGGGUAUUAAGGCAUGGACAGAGCUCUACAUGGAAAGUAAGGCUGGAGAAAGAGAAAAAGCAAAUAAAAAAAGGAAACUUGAAAAUGGUGCCGAAGAAAAAAUGAAGGACAAACCGUUUAUUAAAAUAUUGGAAGCAUUAUCAGCUACAGGACUUAGAGCCCUUAGAUAUGGGCAUGAAAUCCCGCAAGUGAGCAAAAUUGUCGCCAACGAUUUAUUACCAGAAGCAGUUAAGUCAAUAGACAGAAAUAUUGAGUAUAAUCAAUUAACGGACAAAGUUGAAUCUAACUUAGGUGAUGCUAUCAAAUUCAUGUCCAGCACGAAUGAAAAAUUCCAUGUAAUUGAUUUAGAUCCAUAUGGAACUGCCACACCCUUUAUUGAUAGUGCUAUACAGGGAAUAAGAGAUGAGGGAUUAUUAUUAGUGACAUGUACUGAUGCCGGUGUUUUGGCCGGGUCAGGGUAUCCAGAAAAGUGUUUUGCAUUAUAUGGGGGCCAUAAUUUUGGAAAUUCCAAUGUAAGCGGUGAGGCUAACCAUGAAGCUGGAAUAAGAUUAAUAUUGAAUAUGAUUGCAACAAAUGCGGCUAAAUAUAAAAAAACUAUUGAGCCAUUGGUAUCCUUAUCAAUUGAUUUCUAUUUCAGACUUCUCAUCAAAGUCAAAACAAGUCCAAUUGAGGUCAAACAAUUAGCUAGUAAAACCAUGCUAACAUAUUAUUGUACUGGAUGUGGAAAUAAGUUAAACCAGCCGUUAGGAAGAGUUGUUGAAAGUGGAAAACAAAACAAAAAGUUUCAAGUUCCCAAACUUGUCAAUAUAAACUCUAAGUGUGAAUAUUGCGAGGGAAAUUAUAACAUAGCUGGACCAAUGUGGUAUGGGAAUUUACAUAAUGAAGAGUUUAUUAAUCGAAUGCUUAAAGUCAAUGCCGAUUCGGAUAAGGAAGUUUAUUGUACAACUGAAAGGAUUAAAGGGAUGCUAACAUUAGCUAAAAACGAAAUGGAAUUACCAUUCUAUUUUAAUUUAAAUCAGUUAUCAUCCCUUUUCAAAUCCCCUCCAAUUCCUAUCAACGAUUUCUGUAGGAGUGUCGGGAACUUGGGAUAUAAUGUUUCUUUAACUCACGCGAAGAAGAAUUGUAUAAAAACAGAUGCUCCUUGGGAUGUGGUCUUAAAAAUAAACAAGCAAUGGUUAGCCGAAUCUAAUAAAGCCUUGUUGAAAACUUAUGAGCAGAAGUUAGCCGAUUCUCCAGAGAACGAGACUCUUUUAUCUAAAAUUGAUUUCUACAAGGAAAACAUAGACGGAAAUCCUAAUUUGACGAGUGGCAUGGUUGGGUACAAAAUCUUGAAGAAUUUGCCUAAGAAUGCCAACGACGAAGUCAUCAACUUUAAAGACGAUAACGACGUCAGCCAAAAAAUUAACAAAUUAAGACAUUUGAAGAUGGUUAGGUAUCAAGAAAACCCAGCUAAAAACUGGGGUCCAAAAGCAAGACCAGGGAAAUAA
This is a messenger RNA of Debaryomyces tyrocola, 1611 nucleotides long. NCBI's taxonomy places the organism in Eukaryota, Fungi, Ascomycota, Pichiomycetes, Serinales, Debaryomycetaceae. The record is from the annotation of a GenBank genome assembly.